GUUUGCCCUCACGUCCUUCCACACAAGGCAGGCGGUUCGGUUGCCCCCCACGGAGCUGGUUUUUCAUUCCUGGGUUGCUCCAUUGUUGGGCAAUUCUCAUUAGUUGUUGGCGUUCUCGGCGGGCUCGGAUCUUGGAACUCGGUCCGGAACCUGGCCAUAAUGAUGCUCCAAGACUCCAGUUGAGGUGGGAUGGUCUUCUCGUCACACCAGGAGCAGCACUAGCCCUGGGGGCCAUCUGCAAGCCCGCCGAGGCAUUUAUAAGCUUCAAGCUGCACCUUGGGCUGGCUUGUCUGUUUUGUCUUUUGCUUUAGACUACGACCUACUCAGCUCCGGCCUUCGCUCGUUUAGGAGGGAACUCACGAGGACACCGCCCCUGGGACCUUCAGCAUCACGCGACCCGCUCAUUUUCAAGCAAUCUCCAUACCUCCUUUCACCGUCAAGCAGCAAACAUGAAGUACCUUUCGGCUAUCCUCGUCCUUGGACUUGGAGUUAUCUCAGCCGUGGCUCAGGAGCUUGCCCCGUCUCCUACCGAGUCAGUCGGAUGCGUGCCUCACGGUGAUCACUGGCAUUGUGAAGGCCCUGCACCGGCGACAUCCGCCGAACCGGUCGAGUCUCCCACCAUCGCUCCGUCUCCAACCGAGUCGGUGGGCUGCGUUCCGCAUGGUGAUCACUGGCACUGCGAAGGACCUCGCCCGACGGACGAGCCAGCCGUAACCACCAGCACGGUUCCCGUCAUUACUACUCCUACUACUACCACCACCAGCCAUGAAGAAGACCACGGCGACAGCGCCUCGCUGGCUCCCAGCCCGACCGAGUCCGUGGGCUGUGAGCCCCACGGAGACCACUGGCACUGCGACGGACCUGCCGUGACCAUGGCCACUGUGACCACGACCACGAGUGGCGCUGCGGCCGGCACUGGCAGCCCAAGCAGCACUCGCUCGGCCCCUAGCUCUGUUGUCACCGCCGGCGCUGCCCUUCACCAACUUCAUGGGGCUGUGGGUGUUGUGGGGUUGGCUGCGUUAGUCGUGGCGGGUAUCUAAGUUGGUACCAGACUGGAUUUGGGCUUGGUGCAUGUACUGUACAACACCUCAUGAGGGCAUGGAUACGGGUAGGGAUGUCAAUGGUCGUACUAAAGCCCUUGCUGGGACGCUUAAUGAACAAACCGGUUGUGUCUUGUCUUCGUGUUGCAUACUAGGUACCUUAGAUUUUCAGUUCUUGUUCCUUUGGCUCACGUUCCUCAAGGGGCGUGAGCUUUUAAUAAAAGUCUUAAUCAUCUCCAG
Canariomyces notabilis is the source of this 1280-nucleotide messenger RNA. RefSeq lists its product as uncharacterized. Lineage: Eukaryota; Fungi; Ascomycota; Sordariomycetes; Sordariales; Chaetomiaceae. The transcript is spliced from 3 exons. The record is from RefSeq and is a predicted model, not a curated record. Bases 450 to 1040 code for a protein of 196 amino acids.